AUGUCUGUCGACAUUGAGCCCGCCGAGCUGAGCUUCCGCCGGCCUUUUACCGUCGAAGUCGCUCAGAUCCUCCGGAUCAAGAACCCGAACCAGACCCCCAUCGCCUUCAAGGCCAUGAAGCAGGAGCCGCCUCUCGACACCAAAUGCCGCGACAAGUUCCUCGUCCAGUCCGUCCCCAUCACUGCCGACAAGGAGUUCGCGAGUAUUGCCAACAUUGUGAGAACAGACCCCAUAACAAGGUCCGAAAACGUGGCGCAUAGGCUAAUCAAGUCCGGUCAACAGCUCGACCAGACUGACAAGUCUUCCGUGAUUGAGAGGAAGAUUCGCGUCAACUGGCUUGCCGCCGAGGACCAGUCGCCCAACGCAUCUGGUGCCUCCGCUGUUGCCUCUACCCCAAACCGGCACUCCGUUGCUAACGGCGACUACACUCCUGAUGUCUCGAACGUCUACUCAUCCCCCGGCCAAGAAGCAGAUGGCUCUGGUAGCCCCAGUGGUUCGGCUGCCCGCCCCUCGACUUCCGAUGUAAAGGAUGACACCGUUUCCGAGAAGGCCCAGUCAACAGUCAGCGCCGCGAGUCACGUUGUCGCCAACACCGCCCAGGCCACCUACGACGAGCUGAAGCAGAAGCUUUCCCAAGCCGAGGCCAAGAUCGCCAGUAUGCAAGAUACCAGCGGUCUGCGCCAACGCGUCAAGACGGAGAGCGAGAAGCUUCCCAGCGCCCAACAAGCUGCUGCGGCGGUAAGGCAGGGUGUUGACGGCGUCUCGGUACAGAUGGUUGCUAUUCUGUGCCUUCUCAGCUUCCUGCUUGCAUACUUCUUCUUUUGA
This is a messenger RNA of Colletotrichum spaethianum, 825 nucleotides long. RefSeq lists its product as uncharacterized. Gene Ontology annotation, cellular component: endoplasmic reticulum membrane; plasma membrane. The transcript has 4 exons. Gene Ontology annotation, biological process: endoplasmic reticulum membrane organization. The record is from RefSeq and is a predicted model, not a curated record. Lineage: Eukaryota; Fungi; Ascomycota; Sordariomycetes; Glomerellales; Glomerellaceae. The coding region runs from base 1 to 825 and encodes 274 amino acids. Gene Ontology annotation, molecular function: FFAT motif binding.